ACUAAUUUUAAUUCCACUCCUGCAACUAUCAUAUGUCUUGCUAAGAUAAAAUAUACUAGAUAGAAGUCAGUCAACGGUUAUAACUUAUAAGAUUCUUAAGCCAUGGCCAAUAUAGGUACGCGCUUCUAAUUACCAAACUCAGUUCUAUAUAUUUUCACAGAAAAGCUGCUACUACCAUAACUCUGCAUAAUCACCAAAAUAAAAUAAAAAAAUAAUGUCUUCUUCAAGGGUAAACCUAGAAAAAUGUCGAAUUCCACUAGAGGAGAUCAUUCAGGCCACAAAUGACUUCAGUGAAGAAACUCAAGUCGGAGAUGGUGGUUUUGGUAUGGUCUACAAAGGAAAACUCUCUGAGAAUAACCGCUUAGUUGCCAUCAAACGCCUUAAUCCUACUAGUCGUCAAGGAAACGUUGAGUUCAAAAAUGAAGUCAAGAUGGUUUCAAAUUUCAAUCAUCCAAACAUCAUCCCAUUCAUUGGUUACUGUGAAGAGGCAAAUGAGCAAAUUGUAGUCUACGACUAUGCUACUAACAUCAGCCUUGAUCAUCACCUCCAAGACCCAAAUAAGAGGCGAUGCCUGACAUGGGUACAACGCCUCAAGAUUUGCUUGGGGGCAGCAAGAGGGAUAAAGUACCUACACUCUGGUGUUGGUGAGCACAGGAGAGUAAUUCAUAGAGAUGUUAAGAGUGCAAAUAUUUUGUUAGACGAAAAUAUGGAAGCCAAAAUAUGUGAUUUUGGUUUAUCAAGAUUAAGUCCAAGAAAUCAGCCAGAAACCCAAGUCUUGACAAGGGCUUGUGGUACAAUGUGUUACAUUGAUCCGGUUUACAACGAAAGACGUAGGCUCUCUAAAGAGUCUGACAUAUACUCGUUUGGAGUCGUAAUGUUUGAAAUAUCAAGUGGGAUGAUGGCUUAUCAUGUAAGGCGCUUUGAAGAUACCAAGACACAAUCUAUGAUCGACAUGGUCAGAAGCUACUAUGAUGACCAUCAACUCGUUGAUGGACUUGACAAGCUAAUAGAUACUGCUCUCAAAGGGAAGAUUGAUAUGAGUUCUUUUCAUAAAUUUAAUGAAAUUGCACAUGAGUGCAUUAACAUGGACAUUAAGAAACGCCCUACCAUGGACAGGAUCAUCGAGGGAAUCGAGGAAGCAAUAAAUAUUCAAGAGAAUGGGAAAAAGUUUUAUAUGUUGGAGGCAAACGAUCUAUCCAUUGAAUGGCAGGAUGACACUCGAUACUGGGAAUGGGGACAUGUACCGGAAUCAAGGUUCCCGGAAGUGUGCAUACUCAGAGAAGUAUGGUGGCUUGAAAUCCACGGCAAAGUAGCAGCUGUGAAGCUGUCACAAAAGAGUAAAUAUGUGGCAUAUCUUGUCUUUCGAACCACCGAUGAUUGCAGCGGACUUGCUGUGCCCGCAAAAUCUAGGGUAAGUUAUGGUGGGAUAGAAAUGGAGACUGAAAAUGUUUAUCUCCGAAGACCAAGGCGUGUGCAAGAAAACUAUGUGGUUCCUCAUAAGAGAAAGGAUGGAUGGAUGGAGAUUAAGUUGGGAGAAUUCGAGUACAAGGAAGGAGAUGAUGGGGAGGUUGAGAUGGUGCUUGAGGAGGUAACUCGUCAAAACCGGAAGAGUGGUCUUAUCGUGGAGGGCAUGGAGAUUCGACCUAAAUAACUUUGCAAUUAACUCGUUUUAACCAUUCUUCUUGAUUUAAAAUAUUUAUUCGUGUUAUAAUAUAUAUUGAUAUUGUUAUUUAAUUAAUAAAAUGUGUAAGACAGUAACAACAAUAUAUGAUUUCUAAAAUUUCUAACUGUAGUAACUAUAAAUUACGUCCAUCUUUGUUAAUGAAUGAUGAUGUGGUAUUUCCUAAUACCCAAUGAUCUGUAAAGAUUACGGACUCCACAUUGACGCUGAUUAUUCUUGAGUUGACGCUGCUGACGUUGGUGUUGGUGGUCAUUGUGUAAUUUGUGUUUGAUUAAUCAAAUCAUAAGGUGUGAUCUUACAGCUCAUAGAUUUGAUUUCUUAUUCAAGUUAUUUUUCUGAAAUAAUUUC
This is a messenger RNA of Lactuca saligna, 2029 nucleotides long. Lineage: Eukaryota; Viridiplantae; Streptophyta; Magnoliopsida; Asterales; Asteraceae. The record is from the annotation of a GenBank genome assembly.